CUUUUAAAAUAUUCUCAAGUUGCAUUUCACUUUCUUUCCCUGCUGUUGGUUAUAGCACCAAGCUUUCAUUCUUUGAUUUUCCACACAUGACACGGCUUUGAAAGGACCUCUCCUACUUCUCCCUACUCGGUGCCUAUUCUUUAUUUAUCCAGAAGAUGUGUAACCAAGUGCAGACUCUCAUCAUUCACUUUUGACGGACUGGCCUACCUUUUUUUCCCCAGCAGCAGCAGAGACCAAUUAUUGGACUUGCCUACUCUUUUUCCCCUCCUAAGUCUCCGAUAUAUAUCACUGAAUUCUCUUCAAGUUCUCAUCUUGCCUCAUUCUAUGAUUUGGACUCGAGAUAUCUAUGCAUGAAAAGGAUAGCUGUCCAUGUGAUUCAGUCCAAGUUUUUAUGAAGCGGGAAGGGGUGCUAUAGGUCCUUGAAUCCUGAUGGCAGAGAUUGUCAGCUCUGCACUUGUCCAUGAGACAGUCAACCACCUCCUAUCCAAUCUGGUUCAGAAAUAUGAGGAGAAAGUGGAAUCAAGUGCCAACAGAAACUUGGAGAGGCUAGAGAUGGCACACAUCAGGCUAGAGGCUGCUCUUGAGACGUCAGAGAAGUGGCAGAUCACUGAUGCAUCCUUGUUGCGUCGGCGUGGCAAGCUGAAGCGUGCCGCUCAAGAAUGCGAUGACACGCUGCAUAAAUGCAAGCAGAGGAUCCUAGAAGACGAACAGACGGAGGAAGAGGUGAGGAAGUCCUCAUUUCCUGUACGUAUAGCGCAUACUACCAAGUCGUUUGUUUUCUCCAUCUUUGGCCCCAACAAAGACGAGUCCAACAGCUCCACUGUUCGAAGGUUUGAGUGGUUUGCAGACGGUGCUAGCGAGUUUCUCAGAUUACUAGAGCUUGGUGGCAGGCCACGCCACCACAUGCCCUUUGAUCCUCUUGUCAGGCAUCUUCUGAAUGGCAAGAAACUACAGCACAGAAUCCUUCAAGCAAACAGGCGCCCUUUGUUUCUACAGUUGGUGCCGUAUAUUACUGCUGAGUAUGGAGUAGAGGCUAGACUCAUCUUUAUGCAGAAAGAUGGUAAUGCAUCAGGGGAUGACUUUUUCUUUUCUUUAAUGCUACAGCUUUCGGAGAGUACUGACAUAGUAGGGAUGGCAAUUAAGUGCCUGCAGCUAUAUGCCCCUCUUUUCAAUUUCAAGUCUGCAGUUGAAACGGUUAGGAAUAAACUUCUGCAACUACCUACAGAAGAUUUCUCAUGGGUGCCAGAUAUUGAUACACAUCACAAAGAACAUUGGGAUAUUCUUCACAGGUUUGGCACUGAUUGGUUUCGCCCAAACCCACUAUGUUGCAAACAGCAUGAUCAACACAAGCUCUGUCAUGGUAAUAGGAAGUUAAACAAGUCAAGAUUACCAGAUGUUUUUCUGGGAUCAGUUAUUGAAGUACAUCUGCAGUGCCAUGUCUCAGUCUUGGACUGCGACCAACAUAGGUCCUUCAUGUCUGAAACCAAAUAUUCUCUACAAGAUUCUCCAUAUCUGAAAGUUGGACUUCUAGUUACCCCCCAUGGUUGUUUAGAAAACAUCGUACAUGUGGAUAGAACUCCUGCAGUACCUGUGAUCUACAGUGAGGAACAGCAUUUCUUGCAGACAGACUUUACCUUGGGACAACUGGAAGAGAUCAUGCUGCCAAAGGCACUAGAUUACUUCUGCAAGAAUGACAAAGUGGCAGUCUACCAAAUGCUUUGGAAAUUACAACAUGGCGCUGCAUAUAUUCAGGUUGAGAAGGCAAGCAUGAGCACACAGAGAACAAGCAUGAGGAAUUCUCAGGGUCCAAGGAAAGGGAAGAUGUUGCAAUGGCAUGAUCAGGAGAUAGGGAGACAAACAAGUACCAUCUUUCAAUUCCUCAACCUGUGGGUUGCACAUGCGCCUGUCCAGCUGCAGGGCACGAUUGUCGACUGGAUUCAGAAAGAAAAGGAAAAACAGUUAGCAGAACUGCAGCCACAUCAGAAAUUCCAAAUCAUGCAAGGAAAAUGAGGAACACAAGACUGGAAAUGGGAUGUUCAUGGAACAAAUCAAGUAUUUGGAAUUACUAUUCAUAGCCGAGCAAAAAACAUAAAUGCUUCAAAAACAGUGGCAUGAGGAGCAAAUCCAUGGCAUGUAAAUCCCAAACUGACAGUUCGAAGCACUAUAUGUUGAGCACAUAACUGUUUAUUUAAUUUUUUAUGGUGCUGCGUGUUUUUCUCCAGCUGAUCCUUUGCUGACUUGGUUUUACCAUCAUAUGUCAAGUGUAAUGUGUUUUUAAGAUGUGUAUAGUUAAUUUCUAUGUGACUUGAUGGUUAUGGACCAUGAGCUAUUCCGUUCCUUUUCAGACAAUUAUAAAGAUUGGUGUAAUGCUCUGUUUUGUUCUGUCUUCUAAUAGAUUGGUGUAAUGCUCUGUGUCCCCCAUGCCCUAAACUCUGACACUCUGUAAAUUAUGAAUGGUGACUUGCAUUGCCUCUCCAGUCUCCAGUGAGGGCAAUAUAUUCAGUUGAGGAAUCAUUUUACCC
Messenger RNA from Sorghum bicolor (sorghum), 2522 nucleotides. RefSeq lists its product as uncharacterized. The transcript has 2 exons. Lineage: Eukaryota; Viridiplantae; Streptophyta; Magnoliopsida; Poales; Poaceae. The record is from RefSeq and is a predicted model, not a curated record. The coding region runs from base 430 to 2010 and encodes 526 amino acids.